CAAUUAUUCAAAAUGCGCUAUUUUGGACGAGUCUACGGCAGUCGCAUUGGUAUAACUACAGUUCGAACUUACUCCUGCAAGCAACCCGUACAUUCGGAUCCGCCCUGCGUUCCACCUAAUCCCAAAUGCUUUGUGGUCGAGGACAAAUGUGGCGCGGCACGAGAUUAUCUAACUAAUAAAAUACCAUUGGACAAACACAUGGUGGAAGCUCAAAGACAGACCAAAGGUGGAGAAUUCGAACCGCCUUGCUGUGUCUCACGCAUGGUGUUUCCACCGCCCGAGAAGUUCAAGCCGUCAGUAACCAAGCCGAAGGAGCGACCUCCCUUUCGCUCGAUGUGGGAGCCCAAGUGCGAGGCCAAGGAGCAGUUUUAUUGUAAGAAGAUGCUGCCGCGCUUUGAUGAGAUGUUCUACCAUCCGUCGGACAAGAAGCGAGCCUUUCAGCGUACCUGGACCGAAUGUCCGCCUAUCAAGGAGCGCCUGAAAAAAGUAUGCUGUCUGGAUGCCAUUGAGCCGCCCGAAAUACAGCGACGGGUCAAGGAGCGUUGUCCCGCUGUCACCUGCACCUUCGACUACGUGCAAAUGCGCCACGUUUGCAAGAAGACCGAUCCUGAUCAGAAUAACAAGUGCACCAAAAUUCAUUGGCCCUGCUGCAAGCCAGCUCGCUGUCCACCCUACUGCCAUCGGGUGCGAAAGCUCAACAAAUGUUUAAGGCUACGGGCACCGCAUAAGAGUUUCUCGGAGACGCGACAGUGGCAACGUCCUCUGCGUGAACGGGAGUGCAAUCGGGUGCCGCCGAGCAUAUGUGAAAUAAUCAGAGAAGGACUUCAUCAAAAGCAAUUUAAAUUAAAGUCCGAGUGUCCCACAGGCUAGCCAGAAAUCUUUCUAAGCGAAUUGGGAGCUUAACAGACGAAGGAUCGCAAUCGUAGAGUCAAGCGAAGUUACCUAAAUUGAGAAGUAUUCAUAGGGGGGACUCCUCUUCACAUCACAAUUUCUUUUUGGCCUGCCUGACGCCACUGACGAUUGUAGUCUGAUCACAGCAUACAAUAUCCACUCUGUUGAGGGCAAACUACAAUCGACUGUGACUUUAAAUGAAAUUGAGAAUAAUUUAAUAAAAUUCAUUUUAAAUU
Messenger RNA from Drosophila nasuta, 1127 nucleotides. It is a transcript of the gene swif, whose product is annotated as swift-tuttle. The coding region runs from base 13 to 870 and encodes 285 amino acids. The transcript has a single exon. The record is from RefSeq and is a predicted model, not a curated record. Lineage: Eukaryota; Metazoa; Arthropoda; Insecta; Diptera; Drosophilidae.